CCCCUCUGGAGUUUGGCCCUCCCGCGCUAAAACUGAAAACCAGGCUUGAAUAUGGCACAACAAAACUUCCCAAAAUGUCACACAGUUACUCCAAAGUUGAUCAGCUGUUGACAUCGCUGCUUGCAAUUGCCCCUGCAGAGGUUAUCUAAUGCAUCAGAUCCUGCAACCUGGAAGAUUUUUACUCAGAAAUACGUGCCACAUAGUGUGGUCCAAGCAUUACGUUAGUGUUGCCAAGAUGAUGCGGGCAGUGUGUGUUGAUGUACCCGGAGGACCGGAGAAUUUGCUGCUGCAGUCUGUUCCCAGACCUAAUCCCAAAGCAGGAGAAGUCCUGAUUAAAGUUCAUGCAGCUGCCCUCAACAGAGCAGACCUUUUACAGAGACGAGGCCUGUACCCUCCUCCUGCUGGUGAGAGUGACAUCAUAGGCCUGGAGGUAGCUGGUACUAUCCACACCCUGGGUCCAGGGGUGAAAAAGCAAUGGAAACCAGAUGACCGGGUCAUGGCUUUGCUCUGUGGAGGAGGAUAUGCAGACUAUGUUUCUGUGCCCGAGGAGCUUCUCAUGCCCGUUCCCUCUAAUCUCACAAUGUGUCAGGCUGCUGCAAUCCCAGAGGCCUGGCUCACUGCUUUCCAACUGCUGGAUUUUGUUGUUCAGGUGAAAGAGGGUGAGGUGGUGCUGGUUCACGCUGGAGGCAGCGGAGUCGGAACAGCGGCCGUUCAGCUUGUUCGUCUGUUUCGGGGUGUGCCGGUUGUCACUGCCGGGAGCCCAGAAAAAUUGAAGCUGGCUGAGAAACUGGGUGCUGUAGUUGGAUUCAACUACAAAGAGGAGAGCUUUGCACAGGGAGUGCAUGACUUCACUGGAGGCAAGGGAGCAAAUGUGAUCCUUGAUUGCAUUGGUGGGUGCAACUGGGAGUCAAAUGUGAGCUCUUUGGCCAUCGAUGGCAGGUGGGUGCUGUACGGCACCAUGGGAGGGAGGGCGGUAGAGGGAGAUCUGCUGGGCAAAUUGCUGUCCAAGCGAGGCCACUUGCUCACUAGUCUCCUCCGCUCUCGCAGCCUGCAGUACAAAGCUGACCUGGUGAAAGCUUUUACAGGCAGGGUGUUGCCAUAUUUCUCAGACCAGCCUGCCACCCUGAGGCCAGUGAUUGACAGCACAUUUAGCCUGGAUGACAUUGCAGAGGCUCAUAAGCACAUGGAAGCUAACAGAAACAUGGGGAAGAUUGUCAUCAAUGUGAUUCCACAGAUUGAGCAAACACAGUGAUGAAUUCAUACUGUAAUAGAAACGCACUGGCUUUGAAAUUUCCCAAAAUACUGAAACCCACUGUCAUUGUAAAACUUUUCUUUUGUUAGGAAUAUUCAUAAUUUACUAAUAAAAUAGACCAAAUCACUUUUUCAUUUUCUGUUCUAGUAUUGUUACGAUUACGUCCUGUGUUACUGUUCUUUUUCUAUCCCCUAUUCAUUGAGGUGAGUUUUCUCCUGUGGUGGUAUUACUCACAAUUUUCUACAAGCAGCAU
Neolamprologus brichardi is the source of this 1505-nucleotide messenger RNA. It is a transcript of the gene tp53i3, whose product is annotated as tumor protein p53 inducible protein 3. The record is from RefSeq and is a predicted model, not a curated record. Gene Ontology annotation, molecular function: NADPH binding; quinone binding; quinone reductase (NADPH) activity. Lineage: Eukaryota; Metazoa; Chordata; Actinopteri; Cichliformes; Cichlidae.